This is a messenger RNA of Cyprinus carpio (common carp), 4317 nucleotides long. RefSeq names its product neogenin-like. Lineage: Eukaryota; Metazoa; Chordata; Actinopteri; Cypriniformes; Cyprinidae. Gene Ontology annotation, molecular function: protein binding. Gene Ontology annotation, biological process: cell-cell adhesion. The record is from RefSeq and is a predicted model, not a curated record. Gene Ontology annotation, cellular component: membrane.
AUGUGGCUUCCUGUUGUGAAGAAACCAGGAUCAGCAGUGAAGAACUUCAGCCCAUUCCGGUUCUCCACGGAGCCAUCGGAUACGCUGGCAGUGCGAGGAGCGCCGACGCUGCUCAACUGCUCAGUCCACAGCGAGUCUCCUGCCAAGAUCGAAUGGAAGAAAGACGGCUCUUUCCUCAGCCUGGCCUCAGAUGAUCGCAGGCAGGUCUUGGCCGAGGGUUCUCUGCUCAUCAGCUCAGUGGUCCACUCGAAACACAAUAAACCCGAUGAGGGGGUUUACCAGUGCGUGGCCACUAUAGACAACCUGGGCACAAUCAUAAGCCGUACAGCUAGACUCAGUGUUGCAGGGAUACCGCGGUACCUUAGUCAGCCGGAAGCCGCGUCGGUGCGGGUGGGUGACAGUCACAUGCUGAACUGUGAGGUGAAUCCAGACCUGGUGUCUUUCAUCCGCUGGGAACAAAACAAAGAGCCGGUUGAGCUGAACCAGAGAGUCUUCACGCUGCCCAGUGGUGCUCUCGUAAUCAGUAACGCCACAGAGGCAGACGCAGGCCUGUACCGCUGCGUGAUCGACAACGCUGGGCCCACCAAGACCAGUGAAGAAGCAGAAAUAAAGAUACUGCCUGAAUCAGGGGAGGAAAGGACCCUGGAGUUUCUCCUGGAGCCUCAGCAUGUGUCUAAAGCCGUUGGAGAGAGUGUGCUGCUCCCUUGUGUGGUGACGGGACAUCCCACAGCCGACGUCACAUGGAUGCACAAAGACCAGCUCAUUGAGUACAGAAAGGGCCGCUUUGAAGUGCUUGGUGGAGGCAGUCUGUGGACCUUCAAUCUCACUGAGGAAGACGCCGGUGUGUAUAGCUGCAUGGCAGACAACACCAAUGGAUCCAUUGAGGCCCAGACUGAGCUCACGCUGAAAGCUUCCCCGCAGUUCCUGAAGAAGCCAGCUAGCAUAUAUGCUCAUGAAGCCACAGACAUCACCUUCGAGUGUGAGGUCACCGGCUCACCCGCUCCCACCAUCAAAUGGGUGAAGAACGGAGAUGCUGUUAUUCCCAGCGACUAUUUCAAGAUCAUUAAGGAGCAGAACUUGCAGGUGCUGGGGCUGGUCAAGUCAGAUGAAGGUUUCUAUCAGUGUUUAGCUGAGAAUGACGCUGGCAAUGUCCAGGCAGGUUCCCAACCCAACAAAUUGGAUCAAAAGGUACCCAUCCCCUCCCCCCCUCCCACCUCACUGACCCGUGCACUACCUGACCGUCUAAUGCCAGGCUCCAGAGGCGGCGCUGGUCCCACGCCCUCCGCCCCCCGUGACGUUGUGGCCUCCCUGGUCUCCACCCGCUUCAUCAAGCUGACCUGGCGCCUUCCUGUUGAACCGCAUGGAGAUGAUGUCACCUACUCCGUCUACUACAGCCUGGAGUGCAAUAACAGGGAGAGGAUAGUGAACACCAGCCGUCCAGGAGAGAUGCAAGUCACCAUUCAGAACCUCAUGCCAGACACCAAGUACUCCUUCCGCGUGGUGGCCCACAACAGAAACGGCCCUGGAGAGAGCUCAGCGCCUCUGAGGGUCGCCACCCAGCCCGAAGUUCAGGUACCUGGUCCUGCUCCAAACCUACAGGCAGUGGUCACGUCCCCCAGCACAGUGAGUCUCAGCUGGGACAUGCCCCUCAUAGGCAAUGGCGAGAUCCAGAACUACAAAAUUUACUACAUGGAGAAGGGCAUGGACAGUGAGCAGGAUCUGGAGGUGAACACAUUCUCCUACAGCAUGACUGGACUGAAGAAGUUCACAGAAUACAGUUUCAGAGUGGUGGCCUAUAACAAACAUGGACCCGGAGUGUCCACUGAGGACAUAUCUGUGCGCACGUACUCUGAUGUCCCCAGUGCUCCACCACAGAACAUGACGGUUGAAGUGCUGAACUCUAAGAGCAUCAUGGUCAGAUGGCAGCCUCCGCCAGCAGAUGCUCAGAAUGGUGAGAUCACCGGCUAUAAGAUCCGUUACAGGAAGGGUACGAGGAAGAGCGAGGCGGCCGAGAUUACUUCAGGAUCGCAGCUCUAUCAGCUCAUAGAAGGUCUGCAGCGAGGCACUGAAUAUAUGCUGCGAGUGUCUGCCAUUACGGUCAAUGGCACGGGUCCGGCUACAGACUGGACCACUGCUGAGACGUUUGAGAGCGAUCUGGACGAGACAACUGUGCCAGACGUCCCGAGCUCCUUGCAUGUGCGGCCACUUGUGAACAGCAUUGUAGUGAGCUGGACGCCCCCGGAGAACCAGGACAUUGUGGUGAGGGGUUACACCAUCGGCUAUGGGAUCGGCAGGCCCCAUGCCCAGACCAUUAAAGUGGACUACAAACAGAGAUACUACACCAUUGAGAACUUGAAUCCCAGCUCGCACAACGUUAUCACACUGAAGGCCUUCAACAACGUGGGGGAGGGAAUCCCUGUGUACGAGAGCGCUGUCACACGACCCCAAUCAGACCCCAUAGACCCUGAUGUUGAUUUGUACGAACUUUUCCAUGCUCCAUACACUCCAGUACCAGACCCUGUACCCAUGCUGCCUCCUGUGGGCGUUCAGGCGUCCGUUCUGAGCCACGACACCAUGAAAGUCACCUGGGCCAACUCGCUGCCCAAGAACCAGAAGAUCACAGAUGCACGUUACUACACAGUGCGCUGGAAGACCAACAUACCCGCAAACACAAAGUUCAAGGUGGCUAAUACCACCACACUGACUCACACAGUGACGGGUCUUAAACCCAACACCUUGUACGAGUUCUCGGUCAUGGUGACCAAGGGCCGGAGGACAAGCACCUGGAGCAUGACUGCACAUGGAACAACUUUUGAAACAAUCCCAAGUUCUGCGCCUAAAGAUGUGACUGUAGUGAGCAAAGAGGGACGACCCACACCAUCAAUCGUCAACUGGCAGCCACCCUCAGAAGCCAAUGGCAAGAUCACAGGUUACAUCAUUUACUACAGCACUGAUGUGAAUGCAGAGGUUCAUGACUGGGUCAUUGAACCAGUAGUGGGGAACAGGUUGACCCAUCAGAUUCAAGAGCUGACCCUUGAUACCACCUACUACUUCAAGAUCCAGGCACGUAACUCUAAAGGGAUGGGUCCCAUGUCUGAUGCUGUCCAGUUCCGCACUCCUAAAGCCGAAUCCUCUGACAAAAUGUCUAAUGACCAAGCUCCAGGUAUAUUGGUGAAACAAGGAAGACCCUCUGCACCAGAUCAAGGUUUUGGAUCAGUUGGGAAAGCAGAUAUGUCUGGCACUGGUGAUAACCACAUCCUGGUUAUUGUCAUAAUUGUGUCUGUGGGUGCAUUUACCAUCAUCCUGGUGGUGGUUGGCGCUUUCCUGUGUACACGUCGUACCACAACACAGCAGAAAAAGAAACGUGCAGCCUGCAAGUCCACCAAUGGAUCCCACAAGUAUAAGGGUAAUUCCAAAGAUCUGAAGCCACCAGACCUCUGGAUCCACCACGAACGUUUAGAGCUAAAACCUAUCGACAAAUCGCCUGACCCCAAUCCAGUCAUGACUGACACACCGAUCCCCAGAACCUCCCAGGACAUCACCCCAGUGGACGGCCCCAUGGAUCCUAUGCUCCAGAGACAUAACUCUUACCGUGGCCAUGAAUCAGAGGACAGCAUAUCUACACUGGCAGGCCGUCGGGGAAUGAGACCUAAAAUGAUGAUGCCCUUUGAUGCACAGCCCCCUCAGCCUGUGAUUAGUGCUCACCCCAUCCAUUCCCUCGAUAACCAUCACCAUCAUUAUCACUUGGGCAACCUGGCCUCACCAACACGCAGCUAUCUCCACCACCAGAGCAGCGCGCGGUCCACCGCAACCCCCAUCUCUCAUCUAGACAGGGCAGAGUCCACAGAGUCAGUAAGGAACACCCCUAGUGCUGAUAUGCACCCUCCGUCUGGGCAGCCCUCCUGCACCACUGAUCUUUCAGAGACAGACAUUAGCUACCACAGCUCAGCCGCUGAGGAGGAGCCAGCAUUCAGUACACCCACAGCACAUGUUCGUUCCACGCACCCACUCAAGAGUUUUGCAGUGCCUGCCAUCCCAGCUCACUCUAUGUAUGACUCAGCAGCAUUACCCAGCACUCCACUGCUGUCUCAGACAGGGCCUCACUCAGUUAAAACAGCCUCUAUUGGUACGUUGGGAAGGACGAGAACUCCUAUGCCUGUCAUAGUUCCAAAUGCACCGGAUGUCUCGGAAAGUAGCAGACUGCAUGAAGAUGCAGGGAGCAAUUACGAGACUGACGAGUUGACGGAGGAAAUGGCCCAUCUGGAGGGCUUAAUGAAGGACCUAAACGCCAUCACGACAGCCUGAUCACAAUCCUCA